This is a messenger RNA of Pistacia vera, 1529 nucleotides long. RefSeq names its product RNA polymerase II C-terminal domain phosphatase-like 1. The transcript is spliced from 6 exons. Bases 86 to 721 code for a protein of 211 amino acids. Lineage: Eukaryota; Viridiplantae; Streptophyta; Magnoliopsida; Sapindales; Anacardiaceae. The record is from RefSeq and is a predicted model, not a curated record.
UGACAAAUGACAUAUCUCCACGUGCCUCAUCAUGCUUAUUGUUUUCUUGUAGGCUUGGUUUGCAGGAGAGAAGAUAGGUGAAGGAAUGGGUAAAACAAGAAGGGAAGCCCAACGUCAGGCUGCUGAGGCAUCCAUCAAGAACUUGGCUAACGUAUAUAUGUCACGUGUAAAGCCUGAAUCUGGUUCUGCACAUGGAGAUGUUGGAAGAUUUUCUAACACGAAUGAUAAUGGGUUUUUGGGUAAUUUUAAUUUAUUUGGGAGUCAGCCGUUGCCCAAAGAGGAGUCUGUGUCAUUUUCAACUGUGUCAGAGCCAUCUACAGUUCUAGAUCCAAGGCUGGAGGUCUCUAAGAUACCAAUGGGUUCAGUGUCUGCACUUAAAGAAUUAUGCAUGAUGGAGGGCCUUGGAGUUGCUUUUUCAAAGUUGUCUCCAUCACCAGUUAAUUCCAUCCAGAAAGACGAAGUAUAUGCACAGGUUGAAAUUGAUGGUCAGGUGUUAGGAAAGGGGAUUGGGUCAACUUGGGAUGAAGCUAAAAUGCAGGCUGCUGAAAAGGCCCUUGGAAGCCUAAGGUCAACGUUUGGUCAAUUUCCUCAAAAACGUCAGGGAUCCCCAAGGCCAUUGCAAGGGAUGCCAAGUAAACGUCUAAAGCCAGACUUCCCACGAGUUUUACAGCGAAUGCCCCCUUCUGGUAGAUAUCCCAAGAAUGCUCCUCCUGUUCCUUGAAAGCCCUUAGCAUAUGCUUUUUCAUCCCACGCUUUGGCUAUACUAUUUGGUGGGACAUUUUUAUUGUACAUAACAUAGAGACGAGGAAGGGCUGUUGAGAUCCAGGCUGCCACCAAUUGACCACCUUGUUGCCCCAGAUUGACCUUAUCGCUUCAUUUUGAAUUCUUCCAGCACACGAGGAGACAGACUAUCUUGCCAAGUAACCGUAAUUCUCAGAUGUAAAUUUGGUCUUUCCAGUCCUUUGUCUCUGCAUCGUAGGAGACAAGCGAAGAAACAGGGACCGGCUGACUCAAUGUUGUAUCAUUUUUUCCUCCUGAAAAGAUCCAUAGAAGCCUGACAAGAUUAAAACGGGGUGCCAUGUAGGCGUAGCCUUGAUUUCUUUCAUUCUUGUGGCAGAUGAUGCCAUUUCUGUGCCAAGUUAUUUGGCAGAGCCUUCUUGGGGUGGAAUUGCUUAUGAUGUAUAUUUGUUAAGUGGAAGUUGUGCACUGAGAGGCAAUCAAGGGCAGCUUGAGUUUCUGGUUUUGGGUGUACUCAAGAGUCACAGAAGACACUAUCGUUGUCAUUGUCAUAUAGCCCUUCGUCAAUCCCACCAAUCGGAAGAUUACAUUGAAUUUAGAGUGCUGACAUUGGUGAACAUCUUACUGACUUUACCCGAAAUGAUGUAACACAAGUUUUCACUCAUAAAUCCACGCUCGGGAAUUUUUCAUAUUUGCUUGUUAGUUGUUUUGAUGAAAUGCAUCUCUUAUUUCACGUUUCUUUCUUCCCUGUGGGGGAUCAUGCUUUAAUAGAAAUUGUUUCUUUGAUUGAA